Cicer arietinum (chickpea) is the source of this 1476-nucleotide messenger RNA. Its product is annotated as protein LATERAL BRANCHING OXIDOREDUCTASE 1-like. NCBI's taxonomy places the organism in Eukaryota, Viridiplantae, Streptophyta, Magnoliopsida, Fabales, Fabaceae. The record is from RefSeq and is a predicted model, not a curated record.
CGAAUCUUCAUUCAUAUGCUCCAAAUUGAAUUGACUAAGGAACAAAAAUUGUUUAUAUAUAAGUACAAAAUCCUUUUCACAUCUCAUAGCUAACAAUCUAUAAGCCUAGAAAAAUGAGUCUUAAUGAAGCUAAUGUGUUAGUAAGUACUUACAUCGAUGAAGUACCUACUUAUGCUUCACAUGUACCUGUACCAAAUGUUCAAGAAACUGUGAGGAACAAUCCAUUGAAGGUUCCUGAAAGAUAUGUGAGGAGUGAAGAAGAAAUUCAAAAAGUCCUUUAUAUGCCUCAACUUUCAUCUCAAGUCCCAAUCAUUGAUUUUACACUACUCUCACAUGGAAACAAGGAUGAGAUACUCAAACUUGACAUAGCAUGUAAGGAGUGGGGUUUCUUUCAGAUAGUGAAUCAUGGUGUGAAAAUAGACUUGAUGCAGCAAAUGAAGGAUGUAGUAGCUGAGUUUUUCGAAUUUCCAAUAGAAGAGAAGAACAAGUAUGCAAUGCCCCCAGAUGAUAUACAAGGUUAUGGGCAUACUUCUGUUGUUUCUGAGACACAAAUACUUGACUGGUGUGAUCAAUUGAUUGUACUAGUUUACCCUGCCCGUUUCAGGAAGCCUCAAUUUUGGCCUCAAAUCCCCGAGGGACUCAAAGAUACAAUAGAGGCAUAUUCAAGUGAAAUUAAACGAGUUGGUGAAGAACUUAUCAAUUAUUUAUCAUUGAUAUUGGGUUUGGAGGAACAUGUUCUUAUUGGACUACACAAAGAAGUAGUUCAAGGUUUACGUGUGAACUAUUACCCUCCUUGCAACACACCAGAGCAAGUAAUUGGUUUAACUCCACACUCUGAUGCAAGCACCAUUACAAUAGUUAUGCAAGAUGAUGACGUAACUGGCUUAGAAAUUCGAUACAAAGAAAGUUGGGUUCCUGUUACUCCAAUACCUGGUGCUCUAGUGGUUAAUGUUGGAGAUACAGUAGAGAUAUUGAGUAAUGGGAAAUACAAGAGUGUGGAACACAGAGCAAUGACAAAUAAGAACAAGAAAAGGACUUCUUUUGUAUCAUUUUUGUUCCCACGGGAUGAUGCUGAAGUUGGGCCCUUUGAUCACAUGAUAGAUGCUCAAAAUCCAAAGAUGUACAAGAAUGUCACUUAUGGAGAGUAUUUGAGGCACACCCUUAAUAGGAAAUUGGAGGGAAAAACACAGACAGAUGCUGCAAAGAUUCAGGAUUAGAGGAAUAACGAAUUUUAGAAAAGAUAAAAAAAGUUGUGCUCCUUUAUGUUAUUUUUUCAUGUUGUCAAUUGUGCUUAAUCGAUAUUGUAUACAUCAAGUAUAAUUGGUGAUGAGUCUUACUUUGUACUAUACAAGUUCUUGUCACUGAAAUUUAGAUUUCAUUCUCAAACAAUUCCAUUAAACUAUGCCACUAUUAAUUUUGAAAAUGUAUCAAAACUCUUGGGUUCAAAUGUGUGAGUGGAUAAAUUUUACAUUGAUU